Messenger RNA from Emericellopsis atlantica, 1062 nucleotides. RefSeq lists its product as uncharacterized. Lineage: Eukaryota; Fungi; Ascomycota; Sordariomycetes; Hypocreales; Bionectriaceae. The record is from RefSeq and is a predicted model, not a curated record. Bases 1 to 1062 code for a protein of 353 amino acids. The transcript has a single exon.
AUGGGCGUCAUCGGCGUCUCUUUGAUCGUCGUCUCCUUUGUGUACGUCCUCGCCUGCCCGAUCGGUUGGCUUCCACGAUGGAUCGUGGAUUUCAAGCGGGGUCUUGGAGGGGCGCCAGCCAUCACCGAGGGACCCUUGACAUCUACAGCCAAGGCUGAACCGGGACGAGAUGAAGAUGCGAGGGAUAACACAGCGACUUCGACUGCAAGAGACGAAGCCGGCUCUGCUACUGAAACGGUCAACCGCAAAGCGCAAGGCUCGAGGGAGAUGCCGCCGCCUCCCAGGCCCAUGACUGCGCAGCAACCACCCGCAAUAAAAGCACCGUCUCUGCCCGAGUCGACAGAUGAAGAGGAACAAAUCACCCCCAAGGCCGCGCCGGCAGAGUCCAAGGGACCAGUGCCGACCUUCUCCUUAUCGGACGAUGCACCAUCCAAACCCUCUCGUGCGCCCUCAGCCUCAGCAUGGGCCUCCACGAUGCCCUCCUCUUCCUCGUCAGCCAUGCCGCCUCCUCCACGUCCGAACCCUCAACCACCUCGCCUGCCUCAGUUCCCAGCCGCCAACUCGCCGCAGAUUGCGCGAGGGCCCGCCCCCGACCGUGGCCCUCCUGCUGGUGGUCUCGCCCCUCCUUCUGGGGGUCUCGCCCCUCCACCGACGCUUGCCGCCAAACCGAACAAGCCGAGCAAAAAGGUCAUGCUCCAACCGGGUCGGUCGCCGUUGGACUGGGCUCGCAUCUCCGGGCCCUCCUCUGAUCUACGAAACCUCCCACCGAACACGCCCUAUCUUCGUGUCACGCCCUCCAUGCUGAAGGCGCAAAACGGGCGCAAGGGAACGGAUGCGUGGAUGGCGCUCAAUGGCAAGGUGUACAACAUCUCGCCUUACGCAGAGUACCACCCAGGUGGCAAGGGUGAACUCAUGCGCGGUGCUGGAAAGGACGGGACCAAGUUAUAUGGGGAAAUCCAUCCCUGGGUGAACUACGAGACGAUGAUGGCGGCCUGCCUGAUAGGGUUAUUGGUCGACGAGCCGGAUGGCAAAAGGGGCAGUGAGAUGGAUGAGAUGGAUUGA